Messenger RNA from Penicillium vulpinum, 762 nucleotides. Its product is annotated as chitin deacetylase. Gene Ontology annotation, biological process: carbohydrate metabolic process. The record is from RefSeq and is a predicted model, not a curated record. The transcript is spliced from 3 exons. Gene Ontology annotation, molecular function: hydrolase activity, acting on carbon-nitrogen (but not peptide) bonds. Lineage: Eukaryota; Fungi; Ascomycota; Eurotiomycetes; Eurotiales; Aspergillaceae. The coding region runs from base 1 to 762 and encodes 253 amino acids.
AUGCAUUUCCUCACUUCUCUAGUUCUACUCACCUCAACCCUAUCCCAAGCCGCUCCUACAGGAAACAAUCUCAACACCAAUACAAUAACCAAGGCCAUCCGCGCCUCCCCGAUACCUGUUGGGACCCUAAUCACCCACUGCACCACCCCAGGCACAAUCGCCCUCACUUUCGACGAUGGUCCAUACAUCUAUACACCUCAGUUGCUAGAUAAUCUUGCCAAAAACGGGAUGAAAGCAACUUUCUUCCUCAAUGGCAAUAACAGAGGAAGUAUCGAUGCCUCUUCUCAGAUAGUCCAGCGCACCUUUGCAGAAGGACACCAGCUGGGGUCUCAUACAUGGAACCACGCCUCCCUCGACACACUCCCAUACGCGGAAAUCGUGCAGCAAAUGACAAGCCUCGAAGAGUCCUUCAAGCGCAUCCUAGGCUUCUUCCCAACCUACAUGCGACCCCCCUACCUCGUACAAACGCCCGCCGUCCUAGGCGCCAUGGCGGAUCUAGGAUACCAUGUCAUUGGGGCCAGUGUUGAUACGAAGGACUACGAGAACAUUACACCGGAUACGAAUUGGAUUAGUUUUGAGAAGUUCUCGAGGGAGGUUGAUGCUGGCGGAACGAUUGUGUUGGCGCAUGAUGUUCAUCAGACUACGGUUGAGAUUUUGGUGAAUAAUAUGAUUGCCGAUGUUAAGAGGAGGGGAUUAAGAGCUGUUACUGUUGGCGAGUGUCUUGGUGAUCCGUCUGAGUAUUGGUAUCGUGCUGGGAGGUAG